This is a messenger RNA of Aspergillus wentii DTO 134E9, 1407 nucleotides long. RefSeq lists its product as uncharacterized. NCBI's taxonomy places the organism in Eukaryota, Fungi, Ascomycota, Eurotiomycetes, Eurotiales, Aspergillaceae. Gene Ontology annotation, molecular function: transmembrane transporter activity. Gene Ontology annotation, biological process: transmembrane transport. Bases 1 to 1407 code for a protein of 468 amino acids. The transcript is spliced from 5 exons. The record is from RefSeq and is a predicted model, not a curated record.
AUGGCGAAUCAUCCCUGGGGCUCUACUUGGCGGUCUUCCACUGCAUUCAUUAUUGUUUGCAUCACCACCGCUCUUUUUGCUGAGUCCUUCCUCUAUGGCUUCAUCGUCCCGAUCCUCCCGUUUAUCCUCGAAGACCGAUCCCAUGUCGACCCGGCCGAUACCCAACGAUUGACCUACCAAGUCCUCACGUUAUACGGCGGGGUAGCAGUGGUCUCCGGCAUCGUCAUCGGCCAACUGGCCGAUCGAGCAAAGUCCCGCAAGCUGCCUCUGAUUGUCGGAUUGGGCAUUGCGUUUGUCGGGACGUUGGUUCUUGCGACGGCCACAGGGUUGCCAGGAGUUUUCGUCGGUCGAUUUCUUCAAGCCGUCGGUGGCACCGCAGCAUGGAUUGUUGGAUUCGCUACACUUCGGGAUACGAUCGAGGCGAAGGAUAUUGGGAAGACAUUCGGUCUAGUGAACAGCUUCGUGGGCGCUGGUGCUCUUUCCGGUCCCGCGGUCGCUGGUCUUUUGCUCCAACUGGCAGGGUACUGGGUGACUUGGGGUACAGUGUUGGUGGUGAUCAUGUUGGACAUUGUCAUGCGAUUCGUGAUGAUUGAAAAUCCGAGGAAGAAGCGAGACCAACAGAAACAAGAUCAACAGCCCGGCGUAACAGAAGAAACGGAAGAAGCGACUGAAAAUAGCGCCCUCCUGGCUGGUAGCAGUCAACAGCAGCAAAAUAGCACUCCCUCCGUCCUCUCCUUUUACCAAAUCAUCCUCAGCCAGCCUCGGGUGAUUGUGGGACUGCUCAGUUACACCACAUACUCGUCUCUGGCCGCCAGCUACAAUACGACGAUCCCCAUCCAUGUGAGAGCGUCCUUUGGCUGGGAGAGUCUGCAGACCGGGUUGAUCUUUGCUGCUCUGCAAGCACCGAAUAUGCUUCUCAGUCCUCUGUGUGGAUGGCUCCGCGACAGAAUGGGGACCCGCUUGCCCACUGCCGUGGGCUUCAUCUUGCUGUCUCCUCUACUCUGGCUCCUUGGAGCGGCUGACCAAACGCAGUUCCCUUGGGCGGCUCACGCUCAGGUUGUGUAUAUUGUUGCUAUUGUCAUCAUUGGAUGUGUCCAGAACUUGCUCACCAGUGUCGGUACUAUUGAGAUUACCUGCGCUGUCGAUGAUCUCGAGUCCAAGACUCCCGGAAUCUUUGGUCCCAAUGGAGGCUAUUCCCGAGCUUACUCACUUUCCAACGUGAGCUUCACCAUGGGAUUCCUCCUUGGUCCCCUUUUGUCUGGCUCUUUGGUCGACGCUUUUGGAUAUUAUACUAUGAACUCGGUGUUGGCGAGUGUCUGUGUCGUCCUGUCGCUUUUGGCCCUGACUUUUCUGCAUGGGAAGUCGUCGGUUCGUGGACAGCAACCGCAGCAGAAUGAGAGCGCAUAA